GAAGAAGACUCAACGGCUGGGCAUUAUGGAAGUCUUCGUAUUACGGAUUGAAGAUCCAGGUUGCUUUUGGGUUACUAUGAAAGGAUGUGGGCCUCAUGUAGUUGAUGAAAUAGAGUAUAAAAAGCUGAACGCAGAAAUGAAUCAGUUCUAUGACAAAGCUUGUGAAGAUGAAGUAAAGCCAAUAACAUUAGAAAAAGACCAGCUUUGUGUGGUUUUCAGCGAGGAGCUGAAGUGCUGGUGUAGAGCAGUUGUUAAGACGAUCAUGUACUGUGCAGACCAUUAUCAAAUAGAAUGUUUUCUAGUGGAUUAUGCAAAGUAUGUUUUUGUUAAAUCAAAACAUGUUCGAGUUGCAGUGGAAGAAUUUAUGCAAAUCCCAUUUAGAGCAAAAAAAUGUGGAUUGUAUCGCACAAAGCCUGUGACCUUGCAUGUCAACCUCUGUGAAGAUAUAGCAAAAAUAGUACCAGCCAAAAGAUGGGAUAAUGCUGCUACGCGGUAUUUUCAAAGUCUUCUGGAAGCAACUACACAAAUCAAAGCGAAGUUAUGCUCUGUGGAAGAUGAUACAUUUCAUGUUAUUCUUUAUGUGACAAUAGAAGAUGAAAAGGUAUGCAUUAAUGAUGAUCUUGUCUUAAAGAAGUUUGCUCAUUUUGAGGAAGCUGAAGAGAGUGUUCAAAGUCCAACGAAAGAACAAUAUAACCAGACAUCUUUAAAUGUUGAUUCUCCUCCAGUAGAAAUUGUUAAUCCAGCACUUGCUUUCAGGCUAGUGUGGUUGCAAGAGGAGGUACCAAUGAAACUUGAAGCAGGCCAUACUGCUUCUAGUUCCUCUCUUGAAAAGACAUACAAAAGAUCUAACAUGGAUCUCAAUGAAAAUAAUGAAUCUACAUCUCAGAACCUUAGAGAAGAACGAAGCUUUGUCUUUCUUAGCAACAAAAUUGAGCCAACUUCAAUUUUGGAAAAAGCACCACUUCACGAUAAUCUGAAAAAGGAACUUGCUCAGGAUAAGUUUUUAGGCCCUAACUUCGCAGAAUCUUACUCUUGGCCAGCAAUAGCUCGUGGAUGUGACGUACUUACCAUCUCCUAUCAAGGAAAUGACCCUUUCUUAUAUAUUCCACCAGUUCUUGCUUUCUUGCAAAUGGAAAACUGCUACAAAGCCUUGCCAAAAAGAAGUGGACCACUGGUGCUUAUUUUAUGUCCUGGUUGGAGAAAGGCACAGCUUGUUUUUGAGUUACUGAAAAAAUACAGCAGAUGCUCCAGACUGAGUUGUCCGAUGUUGAUAAUACUUGGGAAGAAAAGAGAAGAAGCUGAAACAGUGAAAAUCCAAGGAUGUGAAAUAAUUGUGACUACACCAUACAGUCUCCUGAGAUUGUAUAAAUAUCACCUUUCCUUGUUUUCUGGACUUUGCCAUCUUAUUUUGGAUGAAAUUGAGGUACUAUUCUCUGAAGCUGCUGAACAGGUUUCUGUUAUACUAGGUUACUACAAGAAAAAUCUCGUUACUGAGGAAUGGAAAUACUCACCACAUCAAAUUAUUGCUGUUGGAACUCAAUGGAAUAAGCAUAUAGGAAUCUUAAUAAAGGAGUUCAUGAAUGAUCCUUACAUUGUGAUAACAGCUUUGGAAGAAGCUUCCAUUUAUGGAAAUGUGCAACAGGUUGUGCAGCAUUGUGUGAGCAGUGAGAGAACUGCUGUGUUACUCAAAAUAAUGGAUUUUACUCCUAAUAAUCUUCAGAAGGUGCUGGUUUUCACUAAUUCCAUAGAUGAAGUAGAAAUAGUAUAUCAGGCACUGAAGAGUGACUCAAUAUCUGUCUUCAAAAUACAUAAGGAAAUGGAGUUUAAUUUCAAGGAUUUCUUGGAGCAUUGGACAAGAAGCUAUAGCAGUCGCAGUCAUGUUGUAUUAGUUCUAACAGAUGACUGCAUGCAGUUCUUGGAGAUUACAGAUGCGUCUUGUGUGAUACAUUUCAGUUUUCCUUCUUCUCCAACAAUCUUCGGUCAGCGUCUACACAGCAUGUCUGACAACUUCCAUAAUAUGAUAAAGGAUUCAUCUGAUCAGGACCAUCGACAGGCAAGGUCAGUCAUAAUGCUAACAGAAAACAGUGAGUGCCACACUGUUGGUAUCCUGCGCUAUUUGGAGCGUGCUGAAGCUGACAUUCCACCAGGAUUGGCUGGAGUGCUAGAAGCUGAAGAAAAGAAGAAAUUUGCAAGGCCGUUGUGCACCUAUCUUAAAAUGUUUGGGACUUGCAAGAAUAGAACAGUAUGUCCAGAUCGUCAUCAAAUUAAUUCACAAAUAGACAUGCUCCAGAAUAUGACAUCUAAAACUAUACAAACAUCUGGAUAUGUGACAGUGCUUCCUCUCCACGUUGUAAAUGCAACAAACUACUUUGGUCGUAUUGUAGAUAAACAGAAGGACCAAUAUACGAUUCUUGCUGAAGAAAUCAAUGAGUAUUUUAAGGAGACUAGUAAUAGAGUUGCUGCUCAAAAGGUAGAAAAAUUAGCUUUGUAUGGAUUCUGUGAGGAAACAGUCUUUCACAGGGUCCAGGUGGUAGAGACUUUUUCAAAAGAAGAAGGAAAUUUUAACAUCAAAAUCAAAUACGUAGAUGAAGGCAGAACUAGUCAAGCUCAGAGCUGUCAGCUUCUUCACUUACCUGCAAGAUUUCAGCAUUUGCCACCUCAGGCUGUGGAAUUUGUAGUUUGUAGAGUUAAACCCAUUGAUAAUGACACUGAGUGGAACCCAAGGGUGACUCGUUAUAUUCAUCAGAAAAUUGAAAGGAAACCACAUGAAGCAAAGGUAGUACUUACUUUAGGAAAUACAGUUUGGAUUGACCCAAUGGUCCGGGUUACCAGGCUUUCAGAUUUGAAGAUGUAUGUCAAUGAAUACAGUGUGCGAUCCGAGAUUUUGUCUACAGGUCUGGGAACUGAUAAUCCAGAACAUAUAUUGCAACUUCAGAAGUUGUGUGAGCACAUGAAGUUAAGUCAUGCAAAGAAUUUGGAGCCUUUAAGCAUAAAGGAGGAUGCAGCUAGUCCUGAAAAUGUGUCUGCGCUGCAGGAUGUGUCCCUAAAGGAAAAUUCUUCAGAAAACUGUAAUUCUUCUAAAGCGACUAUGGGGAGUCAUCUGUGUGAUGGUGUUGCUCAAACUAAGGAAGCAGAAGACUCUUCACUGCAUCAGCAGAAAUGUUUCUAUCCAAAAAUAAAAUGGUUUGAAAAUGAAGAGACUGUUACAGUGAAGGUUCGAAUAGCAAGGAUAGCUGACUACAAAUGUGAAUUCUCUAAGGAAAAGGUAAUUUUCAGUGCCUGCUCAGAAGGCAGAUUUUACUUGGCCGAUAUGGAACUGUAUCAGUGUAUACUUACAGAAAAGUCUGCGUGUGUGAUUAAGGAUAAAGAGGCUAUUAUUGUCCUCAGAAAAGAGAAAAAAGGAGCAUGGUGCAAGUUACUAAAGAACAAGAAUCCUCAUGUGUCUUUUGACUUUGAAUACUGGGAAGAUGAUGAAGACAAAAGCCCUUUUCCAGUUGGUACUAAAAAGCUGCAUUGCACUGCUGCAGUGACAGAAGAACUGGUUGACUUUUCAGAAGACAGUGGUGCAGAAAGUGAUGAGUAAUUGGGAAAUGUCUGGUUUUUGUUUCUGUUAAGGUUAAUAUUGUAAAGUAGUAUCUGUUGCACUCCCAAAAUUGAUGGAACUAAAUGUAUAGAUUGCAGAAUUGUCUUUAAUUUUAGGAGGAUGAUGGUAAGCAAAGACCUUACUUGGGUUCUAAGCAUCUGUAGAAAUACUCUACAUGAUAACUUCAUAUAUUUGUAUUCCAGUGUCUUUACUUCAGAACUUUUGGCUUUAAUGAUUUUGUGCAAAUAUGUACAUGUAUUUACGUUGAAGAGCUUCUAAUUUACCUGUCUUAGUUUGCUGUGGUAGCAGUAGAUAAUUUUUUUGUGGUUUAAUAAGUUCUGAUGACUGGUUGAUUGUUUCUACCACAAGCCUCCAUGUGCGUACAGCAUCAGCUUUGUAACUGCCUGUUUGUCAGCUCUGCAUAAAUAAACUCAGAUGGCAAUCUUCCUUUGACUGCAAAUACUUUGACUUGUUAUAAAAUACAAUUCUGUUUGGUAACUAUAGUAACUACUGUACAGCAUCAGUGGAAUUGGUGCCAUGAUAGAAUAUUCAGUGUUUAUUUUCAAUUUCAUGUUUCCACUUUUUCCGAAUUUUUCUUAUUUCAUGCCCUGUUGCUUCUGAAACUCGUCUUGUCUGUGGAAUCUUGUCUGCCUAUCCCAAAGGCUUUGCACUUCUAUAUGUAAUCUUUCAGUAAACAGUUUUUCACUGUUACAUUUGUACACAUUUAAAAAAAUAAAAUAAAA
Molecule: messenger RNA, 4326 nt
Organism: Centrocercus urophasianus (Greater sage-grouse)
Lineage: Eukaryota; Metazoa; Chordata; Aves; Galliformes; Phasianidae
Gene: TDRD12
Product: tudor domain containing 12
Exons: 28
Coding region: 26-3583 (1185 amino acids)
Biological process (GO): transposable element silencing; germ-line stem cell division
Molecular function (GO): nucleic acid binding; metal ion binding; ATP binding
Source: RefSeq, a predicted model, not a curated record